CUCGGCGGCCGUGGCGGCGCCGGAGGACUAUGCGCGGCCUCCACCGCUGCCCGCACCAGCUCCUCCUGGUCUCUCCACCGCCGCGGUCCGCCCCCGCGUGCCGCCAGUCGGCCACCGCCUCAUCGCGGGGCCUCAGGAGCUCCCUCGCCGUCUUCUCCGCACCCGGGGCUCGGGUAGCGGCGGCGGCGCGCGAGCAGAAGUGGGGCCACGUGGAGGGUGAUGAAGACGGUGGAGAGGAGGGCCUAGGGGAGGCGCUCCACAGGACGCGGGAGCUCGUGGAGUGCGCCAUGUUCGCGGCCGUCGCUGGGCUGGCCUACUUCCUCAGCAAUUCCCUCGCCAUUGAGAAUUAUUUCAGUUGCUUUUUCCCAUUGCCGAUAGUCAUUUCCUCAUUAAGAUGGGGACUAGAAGCCAGCAGGAAAACCGUGGUGGCUACUGUUUUACUGCUAUUCACAUUAUCUGGCCCUGUAAAAGCGUCAACUUAUCUGCUAAUGCAUGGAGUAGUUGGUCUCAUCAUGGGUACUGUUUGGAGAUUGGAGACCAACUGGAUUGUCUCCAUCAUCCUCUGCUCCAUUGUCCGUGCCCUGGGAGCUUGUGGUUACGUGCUAGUGUCAUCGUUUCUGAUAAGAGAAAAUAUUCUCGCGCUGAUAACGGUUAACAUUCAUGCUUCGUUGACAUACAUCCUGACGGCAGCUGGCGUGAACACAAUUCCUUCCAUGGGCACAAUAUAUCUACUCUUUGGGACACUGGUAAUUCCUGAUCUCAUAAGGGCAUGUACAACCUAGACACUGUUACACGGUACUCCAAGUAUAAGACACAACUAAAACACAACAUAUUACAGUGGACAUGUCUAAAAUAUGUGUCUUACCAUAUUCAUUGUACCAAUCAGAACAUUUAAUAAAUUAAAGUGACCAAUCAGCUAGUCUCAUGUCUCGAACAUAGAGCUAAGACACUGUGUCUUCGUCAAGAUACAUGUCUUGAGUUUUUUUACAUUCAUCCCCUAGACACACUCGAAAACACAACUCAAGACAUCCAUUGUACAUGACCUAAGCAGGGUUUACCGGAUGUGCUGUUCCGAGCUUUUAACUCUUCCUUUCCUAGUGCAGCUUCUACUUAAUUGUGGGUUCUUCGUCUUCCUCCUGCAUGUGAUGUAUACGGUAUUCCUGGCGAAGCUUGGGAUAAAGCCGUCGCUGAGGUCACCAAGAUGGCUGGACAGAGUGAUGUGAAAAUUUUAGGAGUAGGGCAUCGUACGUAGUGACUGUUCUUCCUGUUCUGCUGUUUUAGCCUUGCUGUUUGUCGCCCCUACCUAUACUGGGACCUGUAACCAUGGGGUGCAUCUGUGCAUGCAAACGCGACAAGCAAAAUUCGGGAUUAUCAAUC
Zea mays is the source of this 1377-nucleotide messenger RNA. RefSeq lists its product as uncharacterized. The coding region runs from base 30 to 782 and encodes 250 amino acids. The transcript has 7 exons. Lineage: Eukaryota; Viridiplantae; Streptophyta; Magnoliopsida; Poales; Poaceae. The record is from RefSeq and is marked provisional.